AAUUUUUCCAUCAAAAUUUGUCCUAUUUUGAUUUUUUUUCCUAAAAAAAAUGAAUUAAAAUUAAUUUUUUAAAGUAAAAGUUGAAAUUUAAAAGGAAAAAUUAUUAAAAAUUAAAUUAAAAUGUUAAAAAUUUUCCUUUUCCUCGCAUUUUUGGUGCAUUCGCAUGCAUUAAAUGUCGAAGAUGUUUUCGUCUCGGAACUUUUCCAAUGGAAAAUCGAUCCAAACACGUUCAAUUGGACUUUUGAGACGCUCACCGAGCAAUUUAGCUAUCGUUGCAGCAAAAAAGGUCAUGCAGAUUUGCCGCGAUGGCUCAACUACAUGUACUCCAAGGAGCAUCAUUGCGGAUUUCUCUUCGGAACACCUCCUGCCGAGCUUGCUGGUCAAACUGUGCCCAUCGAGAUAAUCGCUUUGGAUGAAUUGACGUACGACACGCGAAAACUCACCGUGAAUCUGAUGAUAACGGAACGGAAUCCGCCACGAAGCUAUUCCAGCGUUAUCGCGAUGAAAAUUGAUAAUCUCAAUUGGAUUCACAUCAUGGAUCCGGGACGUGUUGAAACCUUGAAAAAUAUUUUUCGACGUGAAUUGUGGCCCGAAAGCAUGGCAGACCUGGAAUUAGUCUUUAUGGAUUCGGCUGUGAAGUUGGGGGCACGACGCCCGAUCAACCCGCAAGAGCGCGAAGGGGUCGUUGUGCAUUUAGGGAGCACUGUUCCCUUUUCCCAACGACUUUUGGAGCUGCAAGAAGAAGUAAAGCCGCUUUAUAAGAUGCAAAGUUGCUCCUUUAAACGUACGAGUGUCGAAACUUUGUUCGAAAGUUCGGGUUUUAAAUUAGAUUGGUGCUCUUUUCGGAUUAUCGAGGCUGAAAAAACUGCCAAGAAGCAACAAUUUAAACAUGAUCGACAUAACGGGAACAUGAGUCACACGAAAAUUUGGGAACCCUUGAGUAAAGAUGACUUGCCAGUUAGAAACUACAGUGAUGAAUUAGCGAUUUCAAUUGCUGUCCCGGGAGUCAUUUUAACAUUAUUGAUUGCUCUAUUGACCGUCGUUUUGUGCUUUGAACAUGAAUCCUUGAAAGAUGAAGCCUCCGAAGAAUUUUUCGAAGGACUUUUUGAUAUUUGUCUUGAUUUUUUUAGGGGCGAAAAACCAGCUCCCACAGUUCAAAUGGUUCAUUACAGCACAUUGAACAACCAGCCGACAACCACGUUGAAAAGUUUGCGGGAAAUUACUCCAACGCAUUUUGUGGAUGAUGCGAGUAUUCGGUCAACGAGCCCAUCUGGAAGCAUGUUUAUCGAUAAUAGUCCGUUGCCGGUAAUGAGACCCUUGCCUCCGCCCUAUAAAAGUCGCAAUGGAGGGGUUCAUAUUUGAUCUGAGCCUCGGAUGCUUUACUGUUAGAGGAUUUUCAUAUCAUAUUAAAAUUAAAAAAAAAAAUAUCUUGCAAUGUUUAGACAAUAUGUUAGUGUGCUCUGUAGUUGAUGUUUCGUAGCACGUAUUUAGAAGAAAAGACUUACUCAUCUCAUCAAUUGAUUCAAUUCAGUCAAUAAAUGAAUUAUUG
Molecule: messenger RNA, 1549 nt
Organism: Culicoides brevitarsis
Lineage: Eukaryota; Metazoa; Arthropoda; Insecta; Diptera; Ceratopogonidae
Gene: Scgalpha
Product: epsilon-sarcoglycan
Exons: 3
Coding region: 121-1362 (413 amino acids)
Cellular component (GO): membrane; sarcoglycan complex
Molecular function (GO): calcium ion binding
Source: RefSeq, a predicted model, not a curated record